CGAUCGGCUCAAAAGGGCACUGGAGACGCACAGCAUGGAGGCCGUGCGGUUCCUCAUCCUUGCUAAGGAGGAACUCGGAGACUAUGCGUACAACGAGCUCAUCAAGACCGUGCAGGAGAUUGUGAAACGAAGUGCAAAUCCUGACAGUGGAAUCACGAUCCAAAAAUGUGAAGAAAUUCUGUCCGAGGUGUUUGAUGGCCAGACUCGCCUCCUAAAGAGCUUCAAUCACUUUCUUGAAGCGCGUGACCCCUUCCACGACGAUAUGCUGCCGGACCCAAACGCUUUCCUUGCGAAAGUGAAGGCAUCCCCUUAUAUAUGUGAUGAAGAUUAUAAUGAUUUCCUGACCACCCUGUGUCAGUUUAGGACCACAAGGACCAUGACUGUAGAAGAUGUUUAUGAAAAGGCAAAGAGAAUCAUGCGUCAGUGUCCUGAGUUAAUAGAGAUCUUCAAAACUUACCUGCCUCCUCACCUAAGGGUGCCUGUACCAAAUAAGCAAUACUGUGGGAUUCCAAAGACUAGUCCAAUGAACAAGGCGGUUUUAAGCUUUACUCCAGAUGCUAAUCACAGCUUGGAUGGUAUCCGAAUGAAAGCAACCAAUAUCAAGAAUAACGUGUCUCAAAUGGAUUAUCACUUCAACCAAAACCAUAAAGGAAUAGAGUACAGUUUCAGGCAGAAACACACUCAGAGGAUCCCUGACUCCUUUCAAAUGCCUACAAGGGAAGGUAAUGGAGAAUCACUUCAUGCAGAAGAGUACGAGGGAGACAAGAUUGAUCCCUUGCCAGACUGGAGUCCCUCAAGAGAAAAUGAAUUACCUCCGAAAGUGGACCUCAAUAUCUGCCCACGUUGCACUCCUAGCUGUUACCUACUACCAGAAAAUUGUUCAACUCUCCAAUCAAGUUACCGGACUGAACUGGGACGGUCUAUUUUUAAUGACACGUUGGUUUGUUCUACCUCUGGGAGUGAGGGUUGCUUUAAGUUCAGAACUAAAAAUAAAUAUGAAGAAAAGAUUUUCAAAUGCGAAGAUGACAUGUUUGAGAGCGACAUGCUGUUGCAGCGCUUUAGAGCAACUGCUGACUUCAUUGGAAAUCUCCAAGACCAUGUUGACAGUGAUACAAAAAUUCAAGAACAUUUAAGUCCGUUACAUAGGAGGUGCAUUGAACAGCUAUAUGAUGAUUGUGGCCUCGACGUGCUUGAUGCUCUGUCGGAGAGUCAGUAUACCAGUGCUUCUCUUGUUGUUCUGCAUUCUCGCUUAAAUCAGAAGAUGGAAAAUUUGUCGGAGGCACGGUUAUCUUUGCAUAAAAUGUGCUCAAAUAUUAUUGCGAAUAAUUACCACAGAUCACUUGAUCAUCGCAGCUCCUCCUUCAAACAAUUGGACACAAGGCGGAUGAGCACAAAAGCUUUGCUUGCUGAAGCCAAAGAGAUCACGCGUUCAGUUUCAGACGAUGCUACUGAUCUUCGCAUCCAUGAGGACAUAGACAGCAUCGUUCGUGAUGAAUCUCGUAGAAGUUUUCCUUCUGAACAUAAGCUGCUGAUGAUGAUUUGGACAAAACUAGUGCAUCCAUUUGUUUCUGCUAAUUGUCAGUUGCCAGAGUUGAACGUUACUGUAGCUCCCAGAGAAGAUUGUGACGGUUGUGGUCUCAGCAAAAAUUUCCUCAAUAGCAUCCAUGAUGCUUUGCUUGCUAAUAAUUUUUCUUUUUCUUCAAAGAGAGGUGAAUGUUUUGGAAAUACGUGUAAUAAGUCUUCUUCUAUACAUGAUGAGAUUGAGGGUGAGUUCAUACCUGAUAUAGAAAACAUCCAAUUGGACGCCAUGCUUGGACCUGUGAACAGAGCAGCAAAUUAUGAUGUUGCUGCUCCCAGUGGAGAUGGGCCAACUUUCCGGUGCCCAGAACUUAGUGUUUGUGACCAUGGUAAUAAAUCUAAAGGGCAGCAUGAAUCAAGAGAAGGCUCCAAUAUCGAAAUGUACAGUUUAGCAUAUUUCAAAAGAAUAUCUGAAUUGCCUGACGUAAAAGGUGGCAUACCUUGUUGUUCUCUGGUUGUGCUCUGCAGGCUUCACCAGAUUUUGUAUGAGAGACUGCUAGUCGCAAAGGUUCUCUCGAGAGAAGCAAGUUCUAAAGCUCUCUCCCGAGGUUCACGCAGCUGUGAUUUAUAUGCAGAGUUUCAGGUGAAACUCUUUGAGCUGCUUGAGGGCUCUACUGACAAUUCCAAUUUUGAGAAGUAUUGCCUGAAUUUCCUUGGGCCGAGAUCAUAUAUACUGUUUACUCUGGAUAAGCUUAUAUGUCAACUUAUGAAGGAGCUUUGCAGCAUUUGUCCAGCUGAUGAAGACAACUUCCUUAUUCAGCCCAAUGAGAAAGUGAGAAGACCGAACCUGUCCAAAGAUUUAUUACACCAUCAAAAUGCAAGAAGCUCUCCAGCUCGUCCAACAAAUGGGUCGCUGGAGCAAGAUAGAGAGGAGAGAGAGAAAGGUAGGAAGCCUCUUGACGAUACUGUUAAACCGACGCAAAACCAUUUUCAGAGAAGGAAAAAGCCCAAGUUGGAGAACGGUGCAGCGAGUUGAUCUCAACCUGGCGUAGAUAAUUCAAAAUCUAUCUCCCGAAAGAAACUCAUAGGAGAAUAGUUGUAAAUUCUGUUUGUGUGUGUGUGUGUGUGUGUGUGUGUGUGUGAGAGAGAGAGAGAGAGAGAGAGAGGAGAGCCGGUUGAUUGCUUGAGCACUCGAGGUGAUAUGAUAAUAGUUACAGGUAUUGCAGCAUCGCAUCGUGUUUACUGAAGAAGAAGCUAGCUGGAUCGUGGCGAGAGGGGCAGCGGUGCUAAUGCUAUGCACCCUGGUAGCCGUGUGGUGCGACUCACCGGAUGUGUUAUAACAACAAGAAACA
Phragmites australis (common reed) is the source of this 2870-nucleotide messenger RNA. RefSeq names its product paired amphipathic helix protein Sin3-like 6. Lineage: Eukaryota; Viridiplantae; Streptophyta; Magnoliopsida; Poales; Poaceae. Gene Ontology annotation, biological process: negative regulation of transcription by RNA polymerase II. The coding region runs from base 35 to 2554 and encodes 839 amino acids. The transcript is spliced from 17 exons. Gene Ontology annotation, cellular component: histone deacetylase complex; chromatin. The record is from RefSeq and is a predicted model, not a curated record. Gene Ontology annotation, molecular function: transcription corepressor activity.